CUGUGACGUUAACCUAAAAAAAGAUUGGUGGAACGAUUGUUCUCUUCAAACAAAUAUAAAGUAGAAGAAUUCAUAUACCCAGAGUUGUCUCUUCAUAUACCCUUUGAUUUGAGAACAGUAUAAGUAAAUACAGAAUAAGUAAAUAAUGUCAGCCAUCAAGACUACUAAAACUGAAAAAAAACAGUCUAUUAAAGAUGUACUCAGGCAAAGAAAAAAGGAACAGAAGAAGAAAUUGAAGGAAAAACGUGCACGAUUAGUAGUGAAAAAUCUACCCUUCAAUACCACUGAAGAAAAUUUAAGAGAACAUUUUGUCAAGUUUGGAGAUGUAUCCGACAUCCAUAUAUUGAAAAAAGAGGAUGGAAAACUCACAGGUUGUGCCUUCAUACAAUUCAAAUUGGUGCAGAAGGCAAGAAAAGCAAAGCACUACACCCACGGACAGACUUUUCUUGGAAGAAAACUAGAAGUUGAUUUUGCAAUGUCAAAGAAGGAAUAUGAAAUAUUAAGAUACAAAAAAAAAGUCAAAGAAGAGAUUGAAGUAAAAUCUGAACCUGUUGAUGAUCAAGAUGAGAAGGAUAUUGAAAAAAUCCAAGUGGCUGAGAAAAGUGAUAUUCUUGAAGAUAGAAGUGAUAUUCAUGAAGAUAGAAGUGAUAGUGAUGAAGAUAGAAGUGAUAGUGAUGAAGAAAAGGAUGAAAGUGAAAAUGAUCAUAUGUCUGAAGAUGAACUAAAUUAUGAUGAAGAAGGCACACAUGAAUCAAAACCUCGGGUGGUUUCAAAUGAUAUUUCUGAAGGCAAGACAGUGUUCAUUAAAAAUAUACCAUUUGAAGCAACCAAUGCAGAUCUUGAAAAAUGCAUGAAUCAAUAUGGCCCAAUUCAUUAUGCUUUGAUAUGUGUGGAUAAAUACACCGAACAUUCAAAAGGAACUGGUUUUGUGAAAUUUUGUUUCAAGGAAGAUGCAGAAAAAGUAUUACAAGCAGGAACAGAAUUGAAACUGUUGGGAAAUAUAUUAGAUUGUCACAAAGCUUUAUGUAAAAACGAAAUUCACUCACAACAAAAUAACAAAUUGAAUAAGAAAAAAGACACUAAAGAUUCAAGAAAUUUAUAUCUUGUAAAAGAAGGAGUUAUUCUAGCUGGCUCACAAUCUGCUGAAGGAGUUUCUCAAGCAGAUAUGUUGAAGAGACUUCAACUGGAAAAAUACAAGUCCCAAAUGUUGAGGAAUCUGAACAUGUUUGUAUCUAGAGAACGAUUAGUUGUCCAUAACUUGCCUCUCACCUGGGAUGAUAAAAAAUUCAGGGAACUGUGCAAAAAGUUUGCUGGGGACAAUGCUAGAAUAAAAGAAGCUAGAGUUAUGAGGAAUAUGAGAGAUUUAGAUACAGAUGGUGUUGGAAAGUCUAAAGGAUUCGGAUUUGUUACUUUGGAUAGUCAUCAAAGUGCUCUCACCUUGUUGAGGAAUUUGAAUAAUAAUCCUAAUAUUUUUUCGGCUGCAAAACGACCAAUAGUCACAUUUUCAAUAGAAAGGAAAACAGCAAUAAAUGCUAAAUUGAAGAGGUUAGAGAGAUCAAGGCAAAAGAAUCCUGUUUCUAAACAGUAUGAUCCAAAACUAGUAGAACAGGAAAGGAAACGGAAAGAGGAAAAUGCCAAGAAUGUACCUAAACUGAAUACUAAUGAAAAUUUGAAAAAUUUUGCUGGUAUUCCAGGCAAACCAGGAGUUCAGAGGAUGAGGAAUAACUUCAAAUUAUCCCAGCAAGCAGCUAAACACUAUGAAUCAGUUAAGAAUGAGAAGAAGAAGAAGAAAAUGGCAAAAAAGACUUUGAAAGAAAAAAAGAAAGAUUUCACAAAAGAAGCAAAACAAAAAAUUAGAAACAAAGAAGAAUCUGAUGAAUUUUCAAAAAUGAUAUCUAGUUAUAAAAAAACUAUAUCAAAUGCACCAAGUUUGAAAACAAAAUGGUACAGUUGAAUAAAGAUUAAACGUGAUGAAUGUUUGAUGUAAAAAAGAGAGGUAUCAUAAAAGAAGCAAAAUUCAAGAACAAGGAAAAAAAAAGAAGAAAAUGUCAAAAAAAGACUUGAAAAGAAGAGGGGUUUCAUGAAAGAAGGAAAAUAAAAAAUAAAUGCAAAGCAGCAUUGAUAUAUUUCCAAACAUGAUAAGAAUGUUUUAAAUAAACAAACAAAUGCACCUAGUUUAAAAAUAUGAUGUUACAGUUAAAUAAAGAUUCUUUCUGUUGUA
Coccinella septempunctata (seven-spotted ladybird) is the source of this 2221-nucleotide messenger RNA. Its product is annotated as RNA-binding protein 28. The transcript has 6 exons. Gene Ontology annotation, molecular function: RNA binding. The record is from RefSeq and is a predicted model, not a curated record. Bases 146 to 1954 code for a protein of 602 amino acids. Lineage: Eukaryota; Metazoa; Arthropoda; Insecta; Coleoptera; Coccinellidae.